This is a messenger RNA of Liolophura sinensis, 4351 nucleotides long. RefSeq names its product telomere length regulation protein TEL2 homolog. The coding region runs from base 79 to 2622 and encodes 847 amino acids. NCBI's taxonomy places the organism in Eukaryota, Metazoa, Mollusca, Polyplacophora, Chitonida, Chitonidae. Gene Ontology annotation, molecular function: telomeric repeat DNA binding; Hsp90 protein binding. The record is from RefSeq and is a predicted model, not a curated record. Gene Ontology annotation, biological process: 'de novo' cotranslational protein folding. Gene Ontology annotation, cellular component: cytosol. The transcript has 20 exons.
UGCUUCCGGUAUCGGGUAAACUUUGAAGAAGUCAUCGUCAUAUUGUUUCUGUCAGAUUUUAGGGAUUGAUCCAGUAUUAUGGGAGGAGAAAUUGAAUCACAUGCUCGAGUCAGAGCGUAUGUUCGGGAGCAAUGGAAUGCACUGUCUUCGUCGUCGGACGCUGAUCAGAAAAUAACUAUUUUGAGAGACGUAGCCUGUUUAUUGCCGACAUCAGCAACAAAAUCCCAUCCAGAGUUCAAAGAUACAGAAUCGUUCAACAAAGCCAGGGACAUUUUCACAAAAUAUCAUUAUUCUCGAUUUGCGGGAAAUUUGCUCGACCUGCUGUCACAUGACUGGGUGUCAGAUCUUCCUCGAAAGGCUAUACGGAAUGUGAUUGACGAGUUCUAUUUGAAGGGCUCCCCCCAGGAUGUGUUUCCCAUUCUUUGCACAGCGGUGUACACUUCCCCGCCAAGCUAUAAGCAGAGCAAAUCCGUAUUUCUUCUUGAGGAGUUCUUUAGACUUGACCUGCUGAAGAUGAUCUUUCUGAAUCAGGUAGAAAAACACUCUGUCAGUACAUCUGAGACAGUCAGUCAAGCAGAGAUGUGGGAUGAGUUAGUGUCUCUCAUCUCUUCAUUCCCUGAUAAAAUGGCAAAUGCUCUUAAAAAGCAAAUUAGUCAGGUGUUUAUGCCAUCCAGUUACAUCCGGAUAAUUAGCACCUGUUUAGUGGAAGGCCUGGAAAAGUGUCACAUGCUCUUAUUGGAGGGAAAAGAUUGUUCUCUGGAGUUCAGUAGCCAGGUUCUGGGGAAGUUAUGUCUGUCUGGAUAUUCGGAGACUUUGUGGAAACACUUAUUGCCAUCUCUACUGGUUUUCGUGAGGAGGGAUUUUGUGUGGGUUCGUUUGUGUGAGAGGUUAAUAACUGGUAUACCUGACAGGUGUAUGGAAUCAGUGAUCAUUCCAGUGCUGACAUCAGUACCUUGGUUUGGAAUGGUUGAAAGCCUCUUGGGAGACUCUGUCGUUCACAAACAUAAACUGCAAUACCUGCUGUGUACAAAACUUCUGUUAAUGAGAUAUUUUGAACAGACACUUCUGCUCCAGAAUGUGCUUGGAUACUUGGCCUCCUCUCACACAAGGAAACCUUUGUUCAAAUCUUGUAUGAUCCGUGUACUGCAAGUCUGGGUGGAUGGCAGUGCCAUAAAGCGCACCUCAUACCAGCAGCAUUACUACCUGUCCAAGGCCCUCUUGAUCUGUCUGUCGUUUGUAAAGGAGGGAGAGCAAAAUGAUUAUCAAGAGUGUCUGGGUAUACUGAUGAGGGGUAUGCAGUCUCAUCUGGGUAGUUCUGACCCUAAGAUUCGCUCCCUGGGGAUGGUAGUGGCAGAGAGCUUGACCAGAACCCUGCAGCCUCAUGGACCACAACUGACAUUUGAGGUGGACAAAGAUGAGAGUUCCGCACAAUUGAUCUCCCUGCUCGUCCCCCCUGAGGAUCCACAUACACAACAAGCUCACAGGAAUAUGUCAGGCCUGUCACUUGCUGCGGGUGACCAUAGGGGUGAGGUGAACUCUGGUGAUGAGGUACGGGGGAGCAAGCUACAGGUUACCACACAGCCAGACUUUAAAGAAGAGGAGCUUGACAGUGAUGAUGACUUUCAACCCUAUGACUUAUCAGAUGACAUCAAGGUUACAGAGGUCAUGACCCCUCACUACAUCCGGGACUGCAUGGAAGGUCUAAUAAAGCCGGAGAGCCCUGAUCAGACAGAGGCAUGCUUGAGAGCAGCGGGGCAGCUGAUCAGAACCAACCCUGAUGGGCUGACUGAGAUAUCAGUAGAAUUCAUGAAGAUUCUUCUUCACCUGUCAGAUGAGGAGUCCAUACCAGAGUUCUCUGCCCUUAGGUUCCAGGCGAUGGUGGCUCUUACCACAUGUUGCCCUGCUCAGGUAGCUGAGUACCUGACUGGAGAGUUUUAUGGGGAGAAUUACAAUCUGAGGCAGAGGUUAGACAUCCUUGAGGUGUUGUCCAGAGCUGCUCAGGAUCUGGCCUCUCCAGUUAAGCAGGGGGAGAGUGACAGACCCAAGGCUGUCCAGCAGGUCAGCGAGCUGUCGUCCCCAGAGUCCUGGCAAGAUGUGGUCAGAAAACGCAUUGAACAGAAGACACGGAGGUUUGCCAAAGGGUCUAGUCAACCGAAGCCAGUUUCUGUGGCUAAUAAAUUUGCACCAGUUGCAGGUCUCUUCUUCUUUCCACUGUUAUUGCAGUAUGACAGGAAGCAGAACACACUGGACCUGUUAGGGAGAGACAGCCUGGUCCUGAGUCGGCUGGUUUACACUCUGGGCGUAGUGAUACAUGCAGCUGUCCACACUCCUAUAGUCCGUCAGAUGGGAGCAACUGGACUAGAAUUCAUCUGGGCUCUCCGUUACCAUGGUGACGGGUCUGUGCGUCUGUCUGUACUGUUUACCUGUGCUAUGUUAUUCCUGUCUGUUCCUGCCAACUUCCUUGUCAACGAACUUCAGCAGGAGGUCACAGAGGUCAAACACUGGCUCCAAGAUGUGGCUGAGACUGAUGUGAACACAGAGUGCAGGAAGCUGGCUCUCCAGGCCUUGAUCCUGCUGGAUGCUGCUCUCACACAGGAGUUUCAAUCAGCAACAAUAUCUUGAGUUACCUCCCUUAGACCAUAGAUGACGGGUACAUUCUUAUUAGAAAGGAUCGUGUCAGUGCUUACCUCCCCUUUACUGUCAAUGAAUCCUGGCCGCCUUGGCCGUGAUACCAGAUGAAGACUGGCAUGGUGAGAGUGUGUUUCAUGCACAGAUAUGUCUGCCUUAACAGACAGUCUGGUGUGGUGCAGAGGUUGAGUGUAACUGGUACACAUGUCUGUGGUAACAGACAGUCUGGUGUCUGGUGUGAUGCACAGGUUGAGUGUAACUGGUACAUAUGUCUGUGGUAACAGACAGUCUGGUGUGGUGCACAGGUUGAGUGUAACUUGUACAUAUGUCUGUGGUAAGACAGUCUGGUGUCUGGUGUGGUGCACAGGUUGAGCGUCUGAUCUAACAGACACAAAUACCUGUUUCAUGAGACGUCCACGUAUUUGGUCCAGCUGUCUGGUGUGAAGAGAGGAAACUAGUGGAAUCGUCUGUAAUUCUCAGGUUUACAAAAUCUCACUGCUCAUUUCUAACACGUAUUUUGAGAAAUAAAGACAUUCUGAAUUUCAUUUAAAAUAUUUUUGUUUUCAUACUGGUUGUGGAGUCACAGUGCUCCAGAGUACAUAAAGGUCAUGUUUUUGUUUUCAUACUGGUUGUGGAGUCACAAUGCUCCAGAGUACAUAAAGGUCAUGUUUUUGUUUUCAUACUGGUUGUGGAGUCACAAUGCUCCAGAGUACAUAAAGGUCAUGUUUUUGUUUUCAUACUGCUUGUGGAGUCACAAUGCUCCAGAGUACAUAAAGGUCAUGUUUUUGUUUUCAUACUGCUUGUGGAGUCACAAUGCUCCAGAGUACAUAAAGGUCAUGUUUUUGUUUUCAUACUGGUUGUGGAGUCACAAUGCUCCAGAGUACAUAAAGGUCAUGUUUUUGUUUUCAUACUGCUUGUGGAGUCACAAUGCUCCAGAGUACAUAAAGGUCAUGUUUUGUUUUCAUACUGCUUGUGGAGUCACAAUGCUCCAGAGUACAUAAAGGUCAUGUUUUUGUUUUCAUACUGCUUGUGGAGUCACAAUGCUCCAGAGUACAUAAAGGUCAUGUUUUUGUUUUCAUACUGGUUGUGGAGUCACAAUGCUCCAGAGUACAUAAAGGUCAUGUUUUUGUUUUCAUACUGCUUGUGGAGUCACAGUGCUCCAGAGUACAUAAAGGUCAUGUUUUUGUUUUCAUACUGCUUGUGGAGUCACAAUGCUCCAGAGUACAUAAAGGUCAUGUUUUUUUUUUUGGAGGUUUUGUCUUAAGUUUGAUACAGGAUAAAGUUUUGGGACGUGUUUGUAUGGGUUUUUUUCAACGCUUUAAAGAGAGCAGUUUGGUCACAAAUUCCACUUACGUACGAGUUAUUAUUUCUGUCAGUAAAGAAGCCUGUGUUUGUGUACCUGUCACAUAGGGGUGUGUUUUUAGAAUUAAUUUUGUAUAGCUGUUAAUGAGCCACUUAAAGAACAUUAUCUGUUUUGUGAUAGUGAAGGUAUAUUUUUUUUGAUCCUUGUUUAACACCGUGCUCAUGAAUUUUUCACAUGUUCAGUUGCAGUCUGAUGUAAUUUGUGGGUCAACUGUUCACUAGCAUAUGAAGUCUACAUGACUGUGCCACCAAUGUUAAACAGGAGCUGAUCACUAGCAUAAAGCUACAUGAUUGUGCCACCAAUGUUUAACAGGAACUGAUCACUAACAUAUGAAAGCUGCAUGAUUGUGCCACCAAUGUU